CCGUUUGACGUACUCCGACAUUAGCUGCUCACUCACGAAGAUGAAGCUGUCGUUGAUUUUUGUCGUAUUCCUGUGCGUUUUCAUCGUUUGCUCCGAAGCUCACCGAGGUUGGUGGCGCCAUCGUGGCUGGAGGCACCAUCAUCAUGGCUGGAGGCACCAUCAUGGCUGGAGGCACUGCCAUAACAGAAUGCGCAUUUUGAAAGAACAAAUAAAGGGCUUGGAAACCAAGUUGAACGACUGCAUGUCACCAACAACUACCACUACAACCACUACAACCACCACAACUGAAGCGCCAAUAACAUAUCCAGAUUGCGUUCAACAAGGUGGCAAAUGCGAUACAGACGUUAACUGUACUAACUACGACCCACCUAUGAACGGUGCUUGUCCAGGAAGUUACACUUGUUGUUCUACUGGUUAACAAAACGUAAAUAAAAAGUCCAGUACAGGUCGAAAUAAUGACAUUCGCCGUGA
This is a messenger RNA of Gigantopelta aegis, 471 nucleotides long. RefSeq lists its product as uncharacterized. NCBI's taxonomy places the organism in Eukaryota, Metazoa, Mollusca, Gastropoda, Neomphalida, Peltospiridae. Bases 41 to 418 code for a protein of 125 amino acids. The record is from RefSeq and is a predicted model, not a curated record. The transcript is spliced from 4 exons.